GUAUGAACGCAUCGUUUCUAAAUGUAACGGUUGAAUUGUGUUUAACCACAAUAUCAUACCUACGAGAAUCGCCCUCGGAAGUCUAUACCUUAAACCUUAUCCUGACCUGCGUUGUGAAUGGAGUGUUAUCGAUUCUUGGUAGUUUGUUCAACGGUUUGGUGCUGAUUGCGUUUUGGAAAUCAAAUGUACUAAGAAGCAACACUCCGUUCUUUCUUAUAAUGCUUUUAUCGCUAAACGACUUCGCGGUAGUGGUUACAGUUCAUCCAUUGUUUUUGUACAACGCUAUUAAACAACUGCUGGGUAAUGGCGACUGCAUUGCAAAGGCAGUGUACCUGACAAUUGCAAAACUAUUAACAGGUUAUUCUGGGCUGACACUUCACGUAAUGAACAUCGAACGAUAUCUUUCCAUUGCACAUCCAUUCUGGUAUCAACGCCACGUAACCCCACGGGCUGUCUUGGUUGUUACGGUUAUUCUCUGGCUUAUGUGGACCCCGAUAACUUUCACCUCGUAUAUAAACGGUGACAUACACCGGAGGUUUCUGUCGAUAUGCGCAGCAAUCGUCUGUAUAACGAUCAUAUUUGUGUACGGUCGAAUUUUUCAAAUCGCCAGGAAGAAGAGACGAUCAGUGCCGGCGCCUUCCGUGAUAGAAGUUGAGAUCCCAACAGAAGCCAUGCCAGGGAUAGAAGUCGAUAAAUCAACACAAAGAACUCAAUGGAAUCGAAUGAGUGAGGUGAUAAAAGAUGUAAAACUAGCGAAGAUGUUUAUAAUUCUUGUGAUAUGCUCACAGGUUUGUUAUCUACCAAACGUAGCGUAUCAUGUGCACCUGGGGAUGAAGAGUUCUGAAGUGAAGACUGUUUCAUCACUGAUUCUAGGAAAUUGGAUUGUUACGUUUAUUUCUAUGAAUUCUACACUUAAUUCUUUGGUCUUUUUCUGGAAAAAUUCGCAACUACGGAAGGAAAUGCUACAGAUUAUUAAACCAUAGUGGAACAAGACAGUAACGACCGCCGGAACCGCUCAAAGACCGACGCAUGACACAGCUGAUAGACCCACUGCAUUAUCCCACGUUUAGUGACGUCAAUGAUGACAACAAACCAAAUAAGAAGGCAAUUUUAUGAUUAAUUUACUGAGCCCAAAAUGAACUGUGUUUAUUUAUGAUUUGCUCGCUGAGCAAAAGAUUCCCAUACGAUUGCAUGUCUUGUAUUGUUAGAACUGCCAAUGACGAGACAUCUUUCCGUAGGUGGUAGGCAUUUAAAAACUGAUCCUUGGUAUAUAGCCAAGUGGAUUUAUCUAAGAAUAUGAA
Dendronephthya gigantea is the source of this 1301-nucleotide messenger RNA. RefSeq names its product adrenocorticotropic hormone receptor-like. Gene Ontology annotation, biological process: G protein-coupled receptor signaling pathway. The record is from RefSeq and is a predicted model, not a curated record. NCBI's taxonomy places the organism in Eukaryota, Metazoa, Cnidaria, Anthozoa, Malacalcyonacea, Nephtheidae. Gene Ontology annotation, cellular component: membrane. The transcript has a single exon. The coding region runs from base 3 to 983 and encodes 326 amino acids. Gene Ontology annotation, molecular function: G protein-coupled receptor activity.